ACCAUCGAAGUAGCAGAGGACGUUGUGAUUGUGGGAGCUGGUAUUUCUGGCCUCACAACCUCCUUGGGACUUCACGGGCUGGGCAUUAGGAGCUUAGUGUUGGAUUUGGAAUCGUCUGAUAGCUUAAGGACAACAGGGUUUGCAUUUACUACUUGGACUAAUGCAUGGAGGGCUUUAGAUGCCAUUGAUAUUGGUGAUUAUCUUUGGCAGCAACAUGAGAAUCUUGUUAGGAAUGUGGUUUCCUCAAGAAUUUCGGGGCUUCAGGCAUUUGAGAUGUCAUUUAAGGUGAAAGGAAAACACGGAGAGCAUGAAAUUUUUUGUGUGAAAAGGAAGUUGCUGUUGGAAGCCCUUGCAAGUGAACUUCCUAGUGGCACCAUAAGGUUCUCUUCAAAGGUUGUUUCCAUUGAGGAAUCAGACUCUUUUAAGCUGGUGCAUCUUGCCGACGGAACCACCCUCAAAGCCAAGGUUUUGGUUGGGUGUGAUGGAGUAAACGCAGUGGUAGCAAAAUGGCUGGGCUUCAAGCCACCGCUCUUUACAGGAAGAUCUGCCAUUCGAGGUGCUGAAUUCAAGAGCGGCCAAUAGUUUGAUCCCAUGUUCAUACAAUACUUUGGAAAUGGAGUUAGAUCUUGUGUAGUUCCUUGUGAGGAUAAAAAUGUAUAUUGGUAUUUCACAUGGUCUCCCUCCAGCCAAGAGAAAGAGCUAGAGAAGAAUCCAGCUCACUUGAAGGAGUAUAUGUUAACCAAGCUCGAAAAGGUACCAGAUGAAGUAGGAGCUGUUAUGGAAAACACUGUAUUGGAUGCUUUUAUUUCCUCUCCACUAAGAUAUAGGCAUCCUUGGGAAGUUCUUUGGGGAAAUAUUAGCAAAGGUAAUGUAUGUGUAGCUGGAGUUGCGCUCCACCCCAUGACGCCAGACCUUGGACAAGGCGGCUGCGCUGCAUUAGAAGACGGUGUUGUAUUAGCAAGGUGUAUCAGUGAGGCAUUGAAAAAUCAGAGACAACAUAUUAGAGAUAAAAGUGAAGAAGAAAAAUAGGAAUUUAAAAGGAUUGAGAUAGGGUUGAAUAAGUAUGCUAGUGAGAGGAAAUGGAGAAGUUUUGAUCUUAUUAGUUCAGCUUAUGUGGUUGGUUCUAUACAGGAGGCUGAUGGUAAAAUAAUGGCUUUCUUGAGGGACAAGUUAUUCUCUCCAAUCCUGGCCGGCUUGCUGUUGAAGAAGGCUGAUUUUGAUUGUGGUAAGCUGAGAAGCUCUUAACUGCAAUGAGAAAAUGAUACACAUCGUCCGUAUAAUGGUCAAGUAUUCUUAUAUAUCAGUAAGAUUUUGUAAUUCCCAUCAUCGUUUUAAUAAGAAGGAUAAUUG
This is a messenger RNA of Argentina anserina (silverweed cinquefoil), 1350 nucleotides long. Its product is annotated as monooxygenase 2-like. The record is from RefSeq and is a predicted model, not a curated record. Gene Ontology annotation, molecular function: FAD binding. NCBI's taxonomy places the organism in Eukaryota, Viridiplantae, Streptophyta, Magnoliopsida, Rosales, Rosaceae.